Molecule: messenger RNA, 2067 nt
Organism: Colletotrichum gloeosporioides
Lineage: Eukaryota; Fungi; Ascomycota; Sordariomycetes; Glomerellales; Glomerellaceae
Product: Glutamyl-tRNA(Gln) amidotransferase subunit A
Exons: 1
Coding region: 1-2067 (688 amino acids)
Source: RefSeq, a predicted model, not a curated record
AUGUCGCAACUCAACCUUGUCGAGGCUUCAAUCGAAGACAUACAAAACGCUCUCAACUACGGUUCAAUAACCAGUGUUGAGCUGGUGGCCCGCUACUUACGUCGCAUAAGCACAUACGAUUGCCGCAACACAGCACUGAACUCCAUUCCGGUUCUGAACAGCAAGCUAUUCGAAGAAGCAGCCCAGUCCGAUGAUAGGCGCGCAUCAGGUGCCUUAGUUCGACCACUUGAAGGCAUACCUUACACCGUUAAGGACAGCUACAAAGUUAAAGGGCUUGUGGCUGCGGCUGGAUCACCCGCAUUCAAGGACCUCGUCGCAAACGAGGAUGCAUUUCUGGUUGAGAAGAUCCGGGAAGCAGGUGGCAUUCUACUAGGCAGGACCAAUAUGCCUGCAGUUGCCUGCGGCGGUAUGCAGAGAGGCAUUUGGGGACGGGCGGAGAACCCGUAUAACCCAGAUUAUCUCGCAGCCGGGUUUGCAUCGGGUUCCUCAAACGGGUCUGCUGUCUCUACCGCGGCGUCAUUUGCAUCUUUUGGGCUCGGCGGCGAGACGGUGUCAUCUGGAAGAUCACCCGCUAGCAACAAUGCGCUCAUUGCAUACACACCAUCCCGACAUUUUCUCUCCCCGCGGGGUAGCUGGCCGCUAUACCCGACAUGCGACGUCCCUGUUCCUCAUACGAGAACAAUGAAGGACAUGUUUGCCCUUCUGGAUGUCAUUGCUGUGGAGGAUCCAGUCAAAAAUGGGAACUUCUGGCGACAGCAGCCAUUUGUGAAGCUUCCAGAACCAUGGCAGGAGAAGCCGAAGUCCUUUGGUGAGCUAGCUGGAUGCAAGUCCCUUGCAGGCUUACGAAUUGCUGUUCCCGAAAUGUACAUUGGCGGUUCUACCCCAUCUGGAGCAAAACCGGUGACAACAAGUCCAGAGGCUAUCGAGCUGUGGAAGCAAGCCAAAAAGGAUCUCGAGGCGCUUGGUGCGGAAGUCCUUUUGGUUGACGACUUUCCUGCAGUUACAGCCUAUGAAAAUGAUGACUUGCUGCCCGAGGGCUGCCCAAGAAGACCAAAGGACUGGGUUUCCAUGGAAAGGAGUGCCCUCAUCGCCAAUGCCUGGAAUGGCUUUCUCAAAAGCUUUGAGGACCCUAAAAUCCCGGACCUCGCUGCGGUCGACCCUUUCACCAUUUAUCCAGACUCCUUACGCACAGAGCCUGAAAUGAGACAUUUCGACAAACCGAACGCCAUUCUGUACCAUAAGCUGGUCGAUUACAUCAGGAAAGGCAGCCUUACCGAUAUCGAAGGGCUUGAUGUGGCUGUUCAAGCUUUGGAAGGAAUGCGCGAGAAACUUUUUGAAGACUGGCUCACGGGACUGGGCUGUGACUUCGUCGCGUUCCCAGCCGCUGGAGAUGUCGGUCCUGCCAAUGCUGACUCUAGCUUCGAGGGCGCGGACCUAGCAUGGCAAAAUGGCGUUCAUUACAGCAAUGGCAACAGAGUCAUUCGCCAUUUGGGCAUCCCGACGGUAUCUGUGCCGAUGGGUAUCCUGGCAGAUAAGGGCGUCCCAAUGAACUUGACUUUUGCUGGAAGAGCAUAUGAUGACGUCAAGUUGCUCAAGUGGGCGCAUGCGUUUGAGGCAAAGACGCAGCACCGAGUUCCGCCACCUUACACGCCUCUCCUCGACUCGGACGUUUUGCAGCUUGGUCACUCUAUGAAUGCAACGGCGCCCCGUCCUCAGUUAGUCGUUGAGAGAUUUGAGGUUGUCCAAGGCGGCAGCGGCUCAUUCCUCCACGUAAUUGUCGACGGCUUCGUGAAAGCCAUCCCCUCUGGCCAGCAGAAUCCGGUGCUGGAGGUCACGAUCGAUGGAGUAAGAGUUCCUAUGGAAAGGGUCCGUACAAGUAUAGAGUCAGAGAGCUUGGAUGCACAAAAGAAGACGUACUUCAAGGUGAAAGUAGAAACUCCCAAGCCUGUUUCAAGGGAGGGCCUCGAGAAGACUUGGGCUCCAGUUGCUCGGGACAAGACUAUGGCCGUGGUACUAGCUAGGGCUUGUCUUGGUGGAAGGCCGACGGGAUGGUUUGGACUGAUUUAA